CGGAGAAAUACUCCCCUCGCAUAGUACGGUCCAAACACAGGUGACGUCAUCAGAAGGAAGCAAAAUGGCGACAAAACAGCACCAGAAAGACGGAACAGCAACAAUGUUUUGGUUCAUGGUCGCUGUUGUCGGCCUCUGUACAGCUGAGGUCAACUUCAUCCGAGAUGACCUCCCGUUUGAGUUUGCCACACGUGAUGAGGACAGCACCUGUCAGCAACCCAAGAAGGUUGGAAACUGCAAGGCUGCCUUUCCUCGGGUGUUCUUCAACAGCCAAACCGGGCAGUGUGAGAACUUCAUCUAUGGAGGCUGUGGAGGUAACGACAACAACUUUGAAACCGCGGAGGAAUGUGAAAACACUUGUGGACGUGUCCGUGGAAAGAGAGCAGCUAUUGUAAAGAGAAGUGAAGAGACUGUGGAUCAAGACAUCUGCACACUUGAGCCUGACAUCGGGCCCUGUCGUGCCAUCUUCACAAAGUUCUAUUACGACGGGGAGUCCAAGACCUGUAAGAAGUUCCAGUAUGGAGGAUGUGGAGGCAACAAGAACAGGUUUGAGAGUGAAAAGGACUGUAUGAAGAAAUGCCAGCCUUUGCCAAUGAAGAAGGGAGAGCCCCUAGAAGCCACAGGCUGUACCUGCACUGUCCGUAACUGUGGCUGCUGUGCUGAUCUUGUGGUGGAGAAAGUUGGACUCAAUGAUACAGGUUGCCUGAACGUGACCUAUGACCCAGACAACUUGGCCGUCUCCAUCCUUUUCUCCUUGGAUGGGAAGAUCCUUGUCAAUCAGUCCCUGUCAGUGCGCAACCCCCCUCCUGUCUGCUUUGGAGUUCCAUUCCUCCAUGACUACGUCAGUCUCUGUCUCAAGUUCUAUGACAUGAACUAUUCCGUGGCCAAGAUGUCCGGUUGUGCCAAGGUGCAGGUGAAACUGUACCAUGUGGUGUCUGAGGAGUUCGACCUGGGGUGCUUCAAGCUGGGACCAGGCAAGGGUCAGCAUGGGGAGGAGGAUCCACACAGGAAGUACAUGCUGAAGGACAACAAGACCUGGGACUGAUGGACCUUAUAUGUUAACUUAUAGAGCAUUUUCAUGAUGGCACUGGGAUACCAACAUGGAGGCAGACACAGAUAUAUGUAUUUAAGUUAAUCAUAGAUCAAACCUUCUCAAGUAAUGUUGUUCACAGAAGACAAAUUUUAGACAGAUGUUUAAAAUGUUUAAAAACACAGUGUUUCAUGCUUGAGCUAUUGACAGUUCAUUGAAGUGAGAUGAAGGACAUUAACAUGGCAGUCGGGAGCCGGCUCACUUCAUUGAUAAGAAAUGUUAGAGAAAAUGCUCUAUACUUAGCGAGGUCCCAUACAGUUGUGUUGUAAAUUUGUGAGAGUCAGUCAGAGUAUUAUUAUUUUAUUGUAUCCUGUUGCACAUGUGUAACAACCUACAGCUAGACCCCCUGUGUCAUGUCAAGAACAACAAGUACCUGACACUUGUAUCCUGCAUUGUUUAGCUUUGGUCCACUUGGACACUGUAACCCCUGGCAGGGCUGGAUACCAGGCUAGAGAGCUACAGCAUUAACAAGACUCAAGCAAGGGUAUAGCUAAUGUUAGAUGUGCAUUGUACAGCUUCGGCCUUAAGCAAGGGGAUAGCCUGCUGACCACUCUGAACUCUGCUGGCUUAAUAUUACGCCACAUUUCACCCUAGAAAAGAAACACUUUAGAGUUCAGAAAUGAAAAGAAGAAUAUGGCCUGAAGAGAUAUGUUAUAUUGUACAUUUACUGUUUCAGCUUCCUACAGUAAAUUUGAAGUGGUUCAGGCAUAUAUGUGUUGCAGUUUUGUUAAAAAAAUGUUCUAAGACUAUAUAUGUGUCAGCUGAGGUUGUUGUGCAAUACCAACUGUUGAUUUGGUAAGGGCCUGUAAGAUUUGUACUGUACCAAGGUAUGAGAUUAUCAGAGGUAAAUGUCAAGAACAUUGAGUAUAGUAAAUGUAUAUUUUGGAAUGUGUAGGAUUUAUGGAAAAGAAGUCAGGUUGUAAACUAUUUGCAAUGCAUUAUGGUGUGCACAUUCAUAAAGGAGCUGUUGAAAGGAGCUUUGAUAUUUAUAUAUGAAGGAGGAAAAUUUUUGUUAUUGCCACCACUAGAAUAUAUUCCAGUAUUUUUUGCAGUACCUGGUUAGUUGUGAAGAAUAUUUAAAUGACAAUGUACCAUUACUCACUCAGACCAUUGGGUUCUUUUUAUGUUGCAUUUCAGAUAACAUUUUUGUAUCAGAUAAGUUAUUUUUGUUAUUGUUUUGUUUGUAUUUCUUUCUAAACCAUUCUUUAGGGUACUUUUUUUUUAUUGUAUGCAGGGUAAUAGUGCCUUUAUUUUGUGUUAUUGACAGAUACUGGUAAGGCUAAGGCUGAGUAGCUUCAUGCAACAUCUAGUACUGGUACUGGUACAGAGGUGUAAAAACAGGUCCAAAUCUGUACCUGUAGAAUUCAACAAAGUAACCUGUGGUCCACAAUGAUGACAGAAACUGAAAACUGAAUAUUUACUUAGUCUUUUAUUAUCUCAGACAAAGACUUGAUACCCUCAUAAGGGUUACCAAUUCAGAGAUAAUGCUGAUUUUGUCACCCGCUCAAUUUUUCUCAUCUUUUUUCAGUGCCAACACUUACUUUGGUAGCAUGAUUCUAAACAAGAAAAUAACUAUUAAUAUUUUCUUCUAGCCUUCAGAGACCACUUACUGACCAUGUUUAAAUUGCAUUAAACAUUACAAUAUUGGAAUAUCUUAAUGUAUGAUGUCAUGAUGGUGUCACUUGUUAUCACCGAAGGGUGUGAAACCUUACAGUACCUGCUUAUAUGCUGCUGCUUCUAUGUCAGAUGUGUAUGUUAACCCAAGAUCAAGAACCAAAUAAAGUCGGUUGUGUACUA
Molecule: messenger RNA, 2887 nt
Organism: Branchiostoma floridae (Florida lancelet)
Lineage: Eukaryota; Metazoa; Chordata; Leptocardii; Amphioxiformes; Branchiostomatidae
Product: papilin-like
Exons: 8
Coding region: 65-1045 (326 amino acids)
Molecular function (GO): serine-type endopeptidase inhibitor activity
Source: RefSeq, a predicted model, not a curated record